Molecule: messenger RNA, 6266 nt
Organism: Trichosurus vulpecula (common brushtail)
Lineage: Eukaryota; Metazoa; Chordata; Mammalia; Diprotodontia; Phalangeridae
Gene: LRCH3
Product: leucine rich repeats and calponin homology domain containing 3
Exons: 20
Coding region: 629-2929 (766 amino acids)
Molecular function (GO): protein binding
Source: RefSeq, a predicted model, not a curated record
ACCUCAGAUGGACUAACACGGGGACUCGAUUGUCAAGCCUUGCCUAGGGUAAGGCCCACCAAUACAAGCUUUGCGGCUGCCCGAAGCCCUCGCGUCCCUCUGGCAAUCGCUGCAGAUCCAGAGAAGGAACGAAGGGCAGCAGCGAUUAGUUGUUUAGAUUAGAUUAGAUUUAGAUUAGAUUUAAGACUUGAUUAGGCAGGCGUCCCUGGUCUGCCCCGGUAGGAACCUAAGCGGCAUCCACGGCGUUCACUGCAAUACAAGGUGCAUGCCUUGUAAGAGCUGGAGCCAACUUCGGGGUUGCUGUUUGUAUUUAUUCGUGGGUUUAGGGCGCGGUUUAACCUUUCCCCUUCUGCCCCUUAAUAAUCAUUUCAGUGAAAUAUUCGCUUAGUCACGUCUUGACCUCGGCUGUUCGGUCUAGCCCAGAGGGCCUGCAGACCCAAGCGCUUCGCUCAGAAAAACAAACAAACCUGCGCUGCACAGUCGCAGGCUGGAGUGGGGAACUCGAAAUCGCCAACCUCCCCCAGCUCUCCGCUUCCCGGCCUCGCGCGCAGGCGCAGGCGCCGGCCUAGCGGUGCGGGGGCCCAAGCCUUCUACCUCUUCUCCCUCCCACCCUUGAGCCUCUCGACGCAUGCGCCCUCUCCGCAGCCGGAGAGGAGUCGGCUGGGAAAUGGCGGCCGCGGGCAUAGUGGCAGUUACUGCCGCUGCCGAGAACUCGGGGCUAGCGGCGUCGAGCAACAGUUUCUGCGGGGUAAACUGCGGCCCAAGUCCCGGGACGGGCCCGGGUCCGGCCUCGUGGAGCCGUUCCCUCGACCGGGCCUUAGAAGAGGCGGCAGUAACGGGAACGCUGAGCCUGAGCGGCCGGAAACUGAGGGAGUUUCCCCGGGGAGCGGCCAACCACGACCUGACGGACACCACCCGGGCCGAUCUAUCAAGGAAUCGCCUCUCAGAAAUUCCUGCAGAAGCAUGCCACUUUGUUUCUCUUGAGAGUCUCAAUUUGUAUCAAAACUGUAUUCGGUAUAUCCCAGAGGCAAUUCUGAAUCUACAAGCAUUAACAUUUUUAAAUAUCAGUCGGAACCAGCUUUCAACAUUGCCAGUACAUAUGUGUAAUCUCCCACUGAAAGUCUUAAUUGCCAGUAACAAUAAAUUGGUCUCUCUUCCUGAAGAAAUUGGACAUCUCAGAAACUUGACAGAGCUUGACGUAAGCUGUAAUGAAAUUCAGACACUACCUCCCCAAGUUGGCAAUCUGGAGUCUUUGCGGGACCUUAACAUCAGAAGAAAUCACUUAGUGCGUUUACCUGAAGAGCUCGCCGACUUGCCUUUAAUUCGGUUAGACUUCUCCUGCAAUAAAAUUACAUCAAUCCCUGUUUGUUAUCGGAACCUCAGGCACCUACAGAUGAUCACCCUAGAUAACAACCCCCUACAGUCUCCUCCUGCACAGAUAUGUAUAAAAGGCAAAAUCCACAUAUUUAAAUACCUGAACAUACAAGCAUGCAAGAUUGCUCCAGACCUGCCAGAUUAUGAUAGGAGGCCUAUAGGGUUUGGCUCCUGCCCUGAAGAAUUAUACUCAAGUCGUCCAUAUGGAGCCCUUGAUUCUGGUUUUAAUAGUGUGGACAGUGGUGAUAAGAGGUGGUCAGGGAAUGAACCCACAGAUGAAUUUUCAGAUUUACCUUUGCGAGUAGCAGAGAUUACUAAAGAACAGAGACUUCGAAGAGAAAGCCAGUACCAAGAAAACCGAAGCAGCACAGUGGUAACAAAUGGUGGAGUGGAACAUGAACUGGAUCAGAUUGACUAUAUUGACAGCUGUGCUACAGAAGAAGAGGAGGAAGAUAUGAGGCAACCCAAGUGCCUGGAUUCAGACAGCCUCAGCUCACAAUUCACAUCAUAUAUUGAACAGCGGCGUAUUUCUCAUGAGAGUUCACCAGUAAAGCCACUACCUGUUAGAGAUUUUCAAAGAACAGAGGACACGAGAAGAUACUCUCAUCAAAACAGGAUCCCAGUUGAAGCAUCUUAUCUUCUAUCACUGUCACAGAGUCACAGUCAGAUUUCACAGACAGACACAGAAUUUCACCGGAGACGAGAGCAGUUAGUAGAGCGUACACGGAAAGAAGCACAACUUGCUGCCCUACAGUAUGAAGAGGAGAAAAUAAGGACCAAACAAAUACAAAGAGAUGCGGUUUUGGACUUUGUCAAGCAAAAAGCAUCACAGAGUCCACAGAAACAAAGCCUUCCUGAUAGUGAGUCGAUGUCAGGGUUGACUCAAGUGGGCUGUGCUACUACCCUGCCUCAUUCUUCUGCCUUCAGACCUCUCAAGAAUGAUGACAGAUCUACCAUCUCACCAGGUUCACCUACAACCCAAACAGUACACCUUUCCCCUCCAUAUUCUCCUGCUACUUCUACCUUUAGAAACCAGCUCCAACGACCAGAAAGUUUCCUUUUCCGAGCAGCUGUCAGAGAUGAAACAAAUCAAGGUCAUUCCUCACCCCUUCUUUCUUCUUCUACUUCAACCACUGAAUCUGCAGAUCCCAGAUCAAGACAGAAUUCCAAACAACGUGAGGAAGAGUUGGAGUUAAUUGAUCAGCUACGAAAGAAUAUUGAGUUCCGGUUGAAAGUUUCUCUGCCUUGUGAUCUUGGAGCAGCUCUUACUGAUGGUGUUGUUCUUUGUCAUUUGGCCAACCAUGUGCGUCCUCGAUCUGUUCCCAGUAUUCAUGUUCCCUCACCUGCUGUACCUAAAUUGACAAUGGCUAAGUGCAGAAGAAAUGUGGAAAAUUUUUUAGAGGCUUGCAGAAAAAUUGGUGUACCUCAGGAGCGAUUAUGUUUGCCUCUCCAUAUUUUAGAAGAAAAAGGUUUGACCCAGGUAGCAGUGACCGUCCAGGCCCUCCUUGAACUUGCCCCGCCCAAGCAACAGCAGCACCAGUUGUCUGCUGUGUAAAGACUACCAGGACCUUGAGGGUUUGUCUUGGCCAAGCAGAAGAGAGAGAUGAUGUGACUACCACUGCCAGGCUUCUGGUUUUUUGAAAGUGUGUAUCUGUCGGUGUGUUUUCUUAGAAGGGAUUAUUUCCAGAAUUCCUGACAGGAAUGUUUUGCUUCAUUUCUCCAUUUUAGGGGAGAUUAUGCCAUUUGAUUUGGAGGAAUACUCUGGCCUCCCUUAAAGUACGCUUUAUUUGGUCCUAUGGGAGGAUUAUUGUUGCAGUAGAAUUACUGGCCCAAACUGACUAUUCAAUUUUAAUGCAAUGUGUUUUAUUGUACAGAGGUUUACUUUAAGAUACCUAAUAGAAUUUCCUCACAGCAACACAGUUUGAUCCCAUUCAGACACAAUCAUGAUAACUUCUUAUCCUCUUCUGUAAGUCCCACAAAAAGAACUAAGUAAAUUAAGUAUUAACUUUCUGAAGUAAUGUUCCAUCAUUUGUCUUUUCUAGUCACACAUAAGAAUCAAUUAAACUAAAAGCCAUGGUAUGUCAUAUCAAAACCAAAACAAAAAUAGUACAGUGUGAUUGAUCAUAGGUGUACACAGAUGAGUCCAUUCCAAAGAACCUGUAUAUAAUGUGAUACAGAGGGUUGAUUUUAUCUGCUCCUAAGCCCAGUGUCCCAGGUUUGCCCACCUCUGUCUUCUCUCACUUCCGCUUGUGUCCGGAUUUUGUAGAAAGAGGUUCUAACUAUCAAUUGGUUGGAGUCUUUGAUCUUUUUUUCUGGGCAUCCCGAUAAAAAAGAUCUGUGAAAACAAGUUCUAAAUUCUUUAGGCUUAAGAAAGAAAGGUCUGCACCAUCAUUCCCAUUCCCAUUCUCAUUCCCUCUCGGCGCUUUUACCUCUUCAUUACAGUUAUCAUAGCACUAGAUGAGAGAAGACAAGGCAAACACUCCCCGAGUUUUGAAGCUAACAGAAUGCCUUCAAAAACGAGCAGAAAAGAAAGACAAUCUUUUCCUUUUAGGUCUAAGCCUGUGCUAAUUUCCGUAGUUGAAUUUAGUUAUAGGCAUCUUAGAAAGAUGGGCUGGGAAAUCUACUGAGAAAUAGUAUGUUACAUAGAUCACUGGACCUGAAGGCCUGGGUUUGAGUCCCAUUUCUUCCAUUGGCAUUGUGGCCGUGGCCAAAACAUUCACCUCCCUGGUUCUCAAAUUCUUUAUCUGUAAAAGGAAGGAGUUGAACUAGAUAAUAUCUGUUUUCUUCUAGCACUAACAUUCAGUGAGCCUGUUCACCUGAACUAAAGAUAUCACCUGAUUUUGAAGUCUGUCACUGAAGAAGAAACCAUUCAAAGGACCCUCAGCCAGAGACUUAAGUCUGACCCAUUCUGCAUUUUUACCAUUAACCUCAUUGCCAGUUCUCUCUUAAGUUAGAUCUCCCAGCAUUAGCUGCCCCUGUAAACCAAAUUAAUAGGGUCUGAAAGGAUUAAGGAGCCAUUCAUCUGGAUUCUUGGCUGCCGGUGUGUGUACUUAGGUAUGAGACUUUAUUUAAAUGGCAUAGUCCUCUUUAGAUCAUGCCGACGCAGCCACCUGAAUGUGCUGCUUUCACCUGUGCCUGUGUUCUCAUCCUGCACCAUUCUUAGCUGUGUAUUUCCCUAAAUCCUCCUUAGAGGGCCCAUCCAUUGCACUAGAAGUGCCACCCUGGCCAUCUGUCAUCACUCAUAUCCUAGCUGAUAUCUUUAUGCCAUUUCUCAUGCAUGAAAGUGCCCUUGAUAAUAUGUCACAGCCUGAUCACCUCAGGCAUGCCAGUGAUCAAAAAAUCUGGGCUUGAGUCCCAGCCAUGCAACUACCACUUCUGUGACCUCAGAACCUCCCUGAACCUCACCAGUCCUAUCUGCAAAGUGUAAGAAUUGGGCUAGACAACCUCUAGGAUCCUUUCCAUCUCUGCAUCCUAUGAACUUUUGACAAAAUAAAAAUCCUCUUUUUCUAGCAUAGAAAUCUGAAGUUUAGCAAUGUGGUCAUUUAGACCAGGUUUAAAAUGGAACAACUAUUCAUGUAUUUGGGAUGCAGCGGAAUCUGAUUCUGAGCUCAGAGCUACACCUGACGUAGGUGGGGGCAGGGGCAGCAGCACAGGUGGCUGGGAUUCCCUGGGAGGUUCUCAGGGAUGAACAGCGGCAGUGGAGCAAGUGUAGUGGGAGCCAGACCCCAUGGUUUUCAAGAAUCCACACAAACUCACCAACCAUAUGGCUUAGAACUUAGAUUUGUGCUUGUGUGAAUUUUGUUUGUUUGAUGACAAACUCCCAUAGCCAGACAUAAAGAGAGCUAUAACAUUUAAAUAUAAUUAUAUCCGUGUGCAGACACUGGCACCUAAAAAUCUGUACGGUCACAUGCUCACAUUCAGGAGUAGCCUGGUACAGUAGAAAUAGCACUAUUUGGCAUUGAAGGAUCUGGGUUCAAAUUCUGAUUCUCUUACCUGCUACCUCUGUGGCUUUUGAGAAUUCACUUCAUUAUUCUUCUGUAAGAUAAGCAUCUUCAUAUAUAAAAUGAAGGGGUGGUUCUUUCUGGCUCUAAAUGCUGUGCCGUAGAUCUCCAGGAUAAAAAGAGGUACCUAAAACAAUGUCUGAGCUAUCUGUUUAUUUAACAUAAAACAUACGUGAACUUGCUGCAGCUUCUCGUUGCAUUUAGAGUGGGGGUAGAAAUUUUUUCUGGCUCCCUGCAGUUUUUUUCAUUUGGUUGUAGUCAUGAAAAAAUAAAUGUCACCUGUGUAUUGAAUUGUAUUUUUCUAUGUCAAAAGCAAGAACCAAUCAUGUUUUCUUUCCUAUUGUAGCAUUUUGGUGUGUGCUCUUUAAUCUGGCUUAAAAAGAGCCUUUAUAUUCAGAGGAAGUGGGAAAAUGUUUUAUCAUUUCCCUUACAGCUUAUUAUUUUUAAAAAACACAACUAAUUAAAUAACCCAUCAUCUCUGUUACUUUUAGAAGCUCCACAGUAUCUGGUGAUGUGUGCUUAUCCAGAUGAAUUCUAAUGGUUCUAUAAAAAAAAGGACUUGCAAAACAGUUAUAGGAAUGAAGGAAAAUGUAGACAUUUGAAAACCUUUCUUUUAUAAAUACUGCAAUGAAAGAGCUUAAUAAAGCAUUUUCAUUUGGUCAUUUCAGAAAAUGUAAACGUGUAAUUAGUAAAGGAAUUUUUAAAACACUGUCAUAUAUUUGUAUGUGUGUAAAUACAUUCCAUCAUUUCUAAGAAGUAUAAAUAUGUCAAUAUCAUGUAUGUUAUUUUAAUUACCUAUAUGUUGCUAUUAGUGUAAACUAGCACAUUGCUAUUAAAAUAAAAACCUGAAACACUUAAGUAGCAUGAAAUAAAGACUGAUUUGAAAAUGUA